Puccinia triticina is the source of this 237-nucleotide messenger RNA. RefSeq lists its product as uncharacterized. Gene Ontology annotation, biological process: aspartyl-tRNA aminoacylation. Gene Ontology annotation, molecular function: aspartate-tRNA ligase activity; ATP binding; RNA binding. Bases 1 to 237 code for a protein of 78 amino acids. The record is from RefSeq and is a predicted model, not a curated record. Gene Ontology annotation, cellular component: aminoacyl-tRNA synthetase multienzyme complex; cytosol; cytoplasm. The transcript is spliced from 2 exons. NCBI's taxonomy places the organism in Eukaryota, Fungi, Basidiomycota, Pucciniomycetes, Pucciniales, Pucciniaceae.
AUGGCCAUUGCUGCCGACUUCGAGCGCGUUUACGAGAUCGGACCAGUGUUCCGGGCAGAGAACUCAAGCACCUCUUGCCACAUGAGCAAAUUCAUUGGCCUUGACCUCGAGAUAGCCAUCAAAAAACACUACCACAAGGCCGUCGACCUGCUCGACCGACUCUGGCUGUCCAUCUUCAAGGCCUUUGGUCCUCGUCGGGCCCCAAGAUCCAGACGAUCAAGUCCCAGCACCACCUAG